AUGAAGUUGGUACGCUUUUUAAUGAAACUAAACAAUGAAACCGUUCAAAUUGAAUUGAAAAAUCAAACCAUUAUUCAAGGUACUAUAAUAUCAGUAUCACCAAAUAUGAAUAUAAUUCUUAAAAAAGUUAAAAUGAAUAUUAAAAAUCGUGAUCCUCAAUUAUUAGAUUAUAUAAAUAUAAGAGGUAAUAUGAUUAGAGAUGUUAUAUUACCAGAUUCUUUAAAUUUAGAUGUUUUAUUACAAGAAUCUUCAAUUGGAUUAAAUAAUAAAAAAAGAAAACAAGAUUCAACUACAAGUGUUGGUGGUGGUAAUGUUAAAAGAGUUAAAAGAGGGUUAUAG
Molecule: messenger RNA, 339 nt
Organism: Hansenula ciferrii
Lineage: Eukaryota; Fungi; Ascomycota; Saccharomycetes; Phaffomycetales; Wickerhamomycetaceae
Gene: SMD1
Product: mRNA splicing protein SMD1
Exons: 1
Coding region: 1-339 (112 amino acids)
Biological process (GO): spliceosomal snRNP assembly; RNA processing
Cellular component (GO): U4 snRNP; U12-type spliceosomal complex; SMN-Sm protein complex
Molecular function (GO): RNA binding
Source: RefSeq, a predicted model, not a curated record